GUGUGUUAUGAACAGACAGACGUUUUUUUGUAAUGAAGUAUAAUUCUUUCACGUGAAAGUACAUUUGUAGAAAAUGUGAGAUUCGUUUUAAUCUAAUGUACGGUGUAAAAAAAAAGUGAUUUGGAUUGCUUUUUAGCUUUGCACGUCUUUGUGCUCCGCAACGAUCCGUAGCUAACUUGAUAGAGCUAACGUUAUUAGCUAAGCUAGCUUUGCUUUGGCCAGACAAUAUGCAGAUGGUUAGAUACCUAAGGGCGUUAACUUAGCUACACAUAUCCCAACCAGCUGGUUAUUUACACCAGGGUCCGUUUUAUGCUUGUUAAUUCACACAUCAGAAGUAUAUAUCGCACUAUAGCGUAUACGUCAUAUUUGUGUGUAUAGAUAGCUAGGCUCACAGUCAGUAACGUUAGCUGCCUCGACAUAUUAGCUACAUUCUGCAGAGAUGUUGGAGGAGGAGCAUACAGACAGAGAGCACCAACUUGCCAUGUUAUGUCAGAAGCUCGACCGAAUUAAAACAAGAUAUCUAAUCGAAGAUGAAACUGAUAAUAUCAACCAGGCCAUUGGCUCAAAUUCCCCUGAAACGUGUCUUGCAUAUCUGAUGGACUUGGAGAAGAAAGGAGACCCUCACUUGGAUCCUAGUCAUCUCACAAAGCUUACAGACUUCUAUACCCGUGUAUUCUCAACUAUGCCACUGGGAAAACACUGCAAAAAUGAGAGCUAUGCCAGAAUGCUGGUCAGAUUUGCAGAGCUGAAUGUAAUCCAAGAAACCAAUGGGGCAGAGGACAACUUCAAUGUUGCGACUACACACUGCCAGGAUUUUGCUUUUGUCCACAUUGCACACGCUCAGUUUGAACUGUCUCAAGGCAACACAAAGAAAAGUACUUGGAUACUUCAGAGGGCCAUUGAACUGAGUGCCAAACCCAACGACCUGCUGGAGGCUGCUAUGCAGAACUUGACUUUGGGCAAAGCAGAACUUCUUUCCUCUGAGGAUAAGGAAAAUGUACCAGUCUCAACUUAUAAUACACAUGGUUCUGCGAAAAAUGGAACAGAAUUUCGCAAAGUCUCGAGAAACUCCGACGGUACAAGCGGCUUGAAGCUUUCCAAACAAUGGAACCACGGAAUGGACCCCAAGAGGACAAGGUUCCAGCUUGGAGUUCUGGUUCUCAACGAAAGAGAGCCGUUGGCAUGCCCUGAGCCACGCCCAUGGAAGGACAUGGGAACGGUGGACUCCACCACUACACUGCUGCACAGGCAAGAAAGGAGAGAUGACACUAGGAUGGAAGAUACCACUGACAAUAUAAACCAGAUAAUUGGUUCCAACUCCCCUGAGGCUUGCCGGAUGUAUCUGACCAAGCUGGAGAAGAGGGGCAAUCCUCAGACAGACACCAACCUUCUCCUAAAGCUGAAGGACAGCUAUUCCAGAGUCUUCUCCAGACUGCCAUUGGGAAUGUACAGCAACAGUGAGAGCUAUGCCAAGAUGCUGGUCCGAUAUGCUGAACUCAAAGGCAUUGAUGACCCAGAUGAUGCUCGGGACAACUUCAUCGUUGCGAGAUCCAACUGCAAAAGCUUUGCCUUUGUGCACAUAGCACAUGCUCAGUUUGAGGUUGCUCGAGGUCAGGUCAAGAAAGGCACGUCAAUACUACAGAAAGCCCUCCAGGUGAACGCAAAGCCCACUGAACUAAUUGAGACUGCAAUGCAGAAACUAAAAGCUGGGAAUUACCAGUUUCUCCCCGCAGAAGACCGAGAGAGUCUCCCAGGUAGGUUUCAUUUAAAUUUAGUCAAGCCACUGUCUCACGGGUCAUUGAGUCUGUCAAACUAUGGUAGAGAGAGGGAGCCGGAGAUUCCCACCCGUUUACCUCUGAGCCAGACACAGCCCAAACCCUCUAGCAUGGAGCUGUCUUCAGGGUGGAAAAUACCAGCCCAUGUAAGCAGAGUCGUGUCUCCAGAGGAGAAGCACACCCCUCCUGAUUUCACGCCCAUUCCACGUCUGGUGGACUCUCUACCCACCCCAUCACUUCCUCUCCCGUCCAGACUCAACCCACCCGUCGCCUGCCAGAUGCCCAACUACAAAGACACCAGGGCCAACAGUUACUUUACCCCUGGGGUCAAGAGGAACUCCCCAUAUGCGGGCCCUCUCUCAGCAGCCCAUAAAGCCGGCCCUGCCCAGCAGCAGCCGUGCACCCCCCUCAGCCAGGUGUCCUAUGCCCAACAGACCCACCAGGGUUCUGCCGUUGCUCUCUCAAACGAGUCCAUUGUGAUAAAGGGCAAACGGUUCCUCGUCCUGAAGAUGAUUGGCCAAGGUGGAUCCAGUAAGGUGUACCAGGUUCUGGACCAACGUAAUCAGCUGUUUGCUGUGAAGUAUGUGAACCUGGAGGAGGCUGAUGCCCAGACAGUGGAGAGCUACAAGAACGAGAUAGAGCAUCUCAAUCGCCUGCAGCAGUACAGUGAUCAGAUCAUCAAGCUGUAUGAUUAUGAAAUAACCAACAGCUACAUCUACAUUCUGAUGGAAUGUGGUAACCUGGACCUCAGCACCUGGCUACGCAACCGUAAAACUGUCAACCCGCUGGAGAGGAAGUUAUACUGGAAGAAUAUGCUGGAGGCAGUCCAAACCAUCCACAAACAUGGUAUUGUCCAUAGUGACUUGAAGCCAGCCAAUUUUGUGAUUGUGAAUGCCUCGCUGAAAUUGAUCGACUUUGGCAUUGCAAACUGCAUCCAGCCUGAUGUGACAAGCAUUAUGACAGAUUCUCAGGUUGGGACCUUGAACUACAUGCCCCCUGAAGCCAUCAAAGACACUUCAUCCCAGCCAGGGAAGGCAAGCUCUAAGAUUAGUACUAAAGGUGAUGUGUGGUCCCUUGGUUGCAUCAUGUACUGCAUGACCUAUGGGAAGACUCCAUUCCAGACCAUCACCAACCAGAUCACCAAGCUACACGCCAUCAUUGACCCGACCCAUGAGAUGGAGUUCCCUGACAUUGCAGAGAAGGAUCUGCUAGAUGUGUUGAAGAGGUGCUUGGUACGAAACCCAAGAGAGCGGAUUUCCAUCGCAGAACUGCUGGAGCAUUCAUACCUAAAGCUUCAGUCUCAGCAACAGUCACCUGUGCCAGCACCUUCUGACAAUAAUGAUCUGAAGAGGAUCCUCAACGAGCUCGCUGCCUUACAGUCUCCCAACAGCAUUGCCAGGGCUGCUAAUAACUUGGCGAAAAUGUGCAACAGUGGUCGGAAACUGGACGCUGCAGGGUGUGUAAAGUCAUCCAGCCAUCUCAACUGGAAGAUGUAGAUGCUCCACUGAUGGCCUAAAAAAAAACAAAGGGGUCAGCAGAUGGGACUCCAUUCCUAGCCUAAGUCGAGCUUUACCCAAUAGAUACACUGCCCAUUCCAUGCUUCAGCACAACCCGAAAAAUACAUGCUGUUUGGCAGUACAUUGGCCCUGUUUGAAUACUUUGAAAAUGUUUCCUUCCCCUUUUUAAAGUAAUCACUGAUCUGUCAUGUCUGGAAUGGUGAAAGCUAUGAAGUGGAACCUUUGCUUUUAUUCUAUCCAAGUAUGUUAGAUCAGCGAUAACACAGAGGAUGGGAGGAAAGAAGGAAGCAUUUGAACUGUUUUUAAGCAGGGUCCAUCAAUGCCCUAGAGAGCUCUACCAUCUCCAUGUUUUAUUCUCUCAUGUCUUCAUGACUUCCCCUUGCUCGCAUCUUGAAGGAUA
Messenger RNA from Oncorhynchus kisutch (coho salmon), 3692 nucleotides. Its product is annotated as dual specificity protein kinase Ttk-like. Gene Ontology annotation, molecular function: protein binding; ATP binding; protein serine/threonine/tyrosine kinase activity. The transcript has 22 exons. The coding region runs from base 440 to 3271 and encodes 943 amino acids. The record is from RefSeq and is a predicted model, not a curated record. Gene Ontology annotation, biological process: meiotic spindle assembly checkpoint signaling; protein localization to kinetochore; chromosome segregation. Lineage: Eukaryota; Metazoa; Chordata; Actinopteri; Salmoniformes; Salmonidae. Gene Ontology annotation, cellular component: kinetochore; nucleus.